Molecule: messenger RNA, 731 nt
Organism: Cryptomeria japonica (Japanese cedar)
Lineage: Eukaryota; Viridiplantae; Streptophyta; Pinopsida; Cupressales; Cupressaceae
Exons: 1
Coding region: 251-460 (69 amino acids)
Source: RefSeq, a predicted model, not a curated record
CAAGCUUUACAAAACCAACAUAAAACCACAAUAAUGUCAUUAAAGCAUAAGUUGGGCUGUCUUAAUCUGUUUACCAGUGGGUUUCCUUUACUCAUAGCCACACACCCAAAAGGCGAAGGUGGGAACAGUGCGAAUCUAGAAGCUUCACAUUUUCCAUUUAAUACUGGAGGUGAUUUAGAAGGUAUAAUCUACAGACCCACACUGCGCUUGGAACUGUAAUCCAUUCGCUCACUCAUCUCCGAGGGAAAAAAUGGCGGACUGGGGACCCAUUUUAGUGGGGGUUAUUCUCUUCGUACUGCUGUCACCGGGAUUGUUGUUUCAGUUGCCAGGGAACAGCCGUAAAGUGGAGUUCAGCUCCUUUCACACAAGCGGUCCAUCCAUCUUGGUGCAUUCUCUCAUAUUUUUCGGAAUCUAUGCUAUAUUUAUAAUAGCCAUAGGAAUACAUGUGCAUUUUGGUUGACUGUAAGCUAUGGCUCCUACAUUCUGUUCUUAAAACCCCAGAUCUGUCCAAACCUGGUUAAAUAUGUGGAAUUUUUGAGCCAGGAUGAAAAUUAUUUAUGGACAAUGAUGUAUGCGUAUGUUUUGUUUUGCAAUGGAUAAUGCUUUGGCUUUCUGGAGCUUCCUGUUCAGGCAGCAUUUCCUUUUGAAUGCUGUCUUGAAUUUGUUCUAAAAUUGGAGACCAAAAAUAUUUUGAUUAUAUAUGAUGAUUUACAGUGUAUGCUUGAUUAUUA